AUGCAAGUUUUGUUGAAUUCACUCAAUUUCUGCUUCAUUGAAGCACACACCUGCUGCAUAGGUCUACCUGGACCAAAAGGCCACGCCGGCCAUCCAUCUAGUGAUGGGGUGGACGGACUCCCAGGGCAGCCAGGGCGGGAUGGCCAUCCUGCCGAACUCGAUGCUCGACCAGUCUGUGUACGCGAAUGCCCAGUUGGAGAACCAGGAAGACGUGGCCCUCAGGGAGAGAAGGGUGAACGCGCCUGCUGCAUAGGUCUACCUGGACCAAAAGGCCACCCCGGACAUCCAUCCAGUGAUGGUAUGGACGGACUUCCAGGGCAGCCAGGGCGGGAUGGCCAUCCUGCCGAACUUGAUGCUCGACCAGUCUGUGUACGCGAAUGUCCAGUUGGAGAACCAGGAAGACGUGGCCCUCAGGGAGAGAAGGGUGAACGCGGUCGACGUGGUAGUACAGGACUU
Molecule: messenger RNA, 456 nt
Organism: Strongylus vulgaris
Lineage: Eukaryota; Metazoa; Nematoda; Chromadorea; Rhabditida; Strongylidae
Source: the annotation of a GenBank genome assembly